This is a messenger RNA of Fragaria vesca subsp. vesca, 1596 nucleotides long. RefSeq names its product heat shock cognate 70 kDa protein-like. NCBI's taxonomy places the organism in Eukaryota, Viridiplantae, Streptophyta, Magnoliopsida, Rosales, Rosaceae. The transcript is spliced from 3 exons. Gene Ontology annotation, biological process: protein refolding; cellular response to unfolded protein. Gene Ontology annotation, molecular function: misfolded protein binding; ATP binding; heat shock protein binding. The coding region runs from base 1 to 1596 and encodes 531 amino acids. Gene Ontology annotation, cellular component: cytoplasm. The record is from RefSeq and is a predicted model, not a curated record.
AUGGACGGAGGAGGAGAGGGUCAUUCAAUAGGAAUAGACCUAGGGACAACCAACUCCUGCGUGGCUGUGUGGGAGAACGAUCAUGUUGAAGUGAUAGUGAAUGAUCAGGGCAGUAAGACUACUCCUUCUUGUGUUGCUUUCACUGAUACAGAGAGCUUGGUAGGUGAUGCUGCACUUGACCAGAUUAUCCGAAACCCUGCCAACACCAUUUUUGAUGCAAAGAGGUUAAUUGGAAGGAGGUUCACUGAUGCUUCUGUCCAAAAUGACAUGAAGCUCUGGCCAUUCAAGGUUACUAAAGGUCCUGAGGAUAAGCCUAUGAUUGUGGUUACCCAGGAGGGUAAAGAAAAAAAGUUUGCUGCUGAGGAAAUCUCAUCCCUGGUUCUUGCAAAGAUGCGGGAGGUUGCUGAGGCCUACCUGGGCUCUACUGUGAAGAAUGCAGUUAUCACUGUCCCUGCGUAUUUCAAUAAUUCUCAGCGGCAGGCUACGUAUGAUGCAGGUACUACUGCUGGCCUAAAUGUGAUGCGUAUAAUAAAUGAACCAACUGCCGCAGCAAUUGCUUAUGGCCUUCAGAAGAAAGCUGGCUGGUACAGCAAGAGAAAUGUGGUAAUAUUUGAUUUGGGCGGUGGUACUCUAGAUGUGUCGCUGCUUAGCAUAGGGGAUGAUGUUUUUGAAGUGAUGGCCACUGCUGGAGACACUCAUCUCGGAGGUGAAGACUUUGAUAACAAAAUGGUGAAUUAUUGUGUUGAGGAAUUUAAGAGGAAGCAUCAAUUGGACGUCAGUGGUAACUCCAGAGCUCUAAGGAGGAUAAGAAAUGCAUGUGAAAAGGCAAAGAAGAGGCUUUCAUUUGCUUGUUCUGUUGACAUUGAGAUUGAUUGUUUGUUCCUGAGUACUGAUUUCUAUAUAACAUUUACUCGUGACAAAUUUGAACACAUCAACAUGGAUUUGUUUAGCAAGUGUAUGGAGCCUGUGGAGAGAUGUUUGAGGGAUUCUAAAAUGGACACAAGCAGUGUCCAUGAUGUUGUUCUUAUUGGUGGCUCUUCUAGAAUUCCUAAGGUGCAGCAGCUAUUACAGGAUGUGUUCAAGGGGAAGGAGCUUUGCAAGGGAAUCAAUCCAGAAGAGGCUGUGGCUUAUGGUGCAGCUGCUCAAGCAGCAGUCUUGGAUGGGAAUAGAAACGGUAUUGGAAAGCUUAAAGACUUCACUCUCAUGGAUGUCACCCCAAUGUCCCUUGGAGUUAGGACUACGAUCAGUAAGCCAUUGAAAUCUAAUCAUAAUAUGACUGUUGUGAUACCAAGAAAUACUAGAAUUCCAGUCCUAAAAAACCAAACUCUGCCCACUUCCAUAGACAACCAAAUUUUAUGUGAGUUCGCUAUUUUUGAGGGCGAGAGUGAAACAACCUUGAACAAUUAUCUCUUGGGUAGCUUUACCAUCCACGAUCUUCCUCCAGCUCCCAAGGGCACUGUUAAGUUCAAUGUUUGCUUUGAUAUUGAUGCAAAUGGUCUCUUGAGUGUCUCUGCUGAAGAGAUAUCUACAGGCAAGAGAAAAAAGAUUACAAUUACUUGUGACAGAAGAACAUUAAGGAUUGAGAAGAUGAGGUGA